UUUUUUCCGAAGCGGCUCCGAGGGAAGUUCGCUCGCUCGCUUUUCUCGCGUCCAUCUGCUGCUUUUUCGCCACCGAUCUUUGCACAUACCGAUCGAAGUGAACACAUAAGGCUCUCCUCUCUCGAUAUCUAUGAUUAUUUUGUGCGUGUGUUGGUGCGAUUUUUAGAAAAAAGCUCGUGGAAGUAGAGGAGGUACAAAGAGAGAUCUCUGAAGAUGAGAAAGGGGGUCUCCUCGGUCUCAGACAGAGCGAUCAUAUCAGCCUCUCUCAUUGAGCCGAAUAUGGGCUUGAUUUCGGGCUCGGAUCGCCGCUCUGCAGUUUAUCCCACACACAUCCAAAUGAUCACACCGCCUUCACAACCCAAUCAUGUCCGGGUGUCUUCUUCAUCUGGCAGCUUGUAUACAACUCCUCUCCAAGGAUCUGCAAACGGCACCGGCUUACGACCUGCUUUAGGACGACCUCCGGCCAAAAGGCGUUUGGAGUUGGACAUCGCAGACCACCAGUACAGUGAACCGGCCCGAAUGCCAAGGGGUCGCAGAGCAGCUCUCCGGAUGAAGAGCCCUAAAGCUCCUAAAACCCCACCCGAGAAGUCACGCUAUGACACGUCCCUCGGGCUUCUGACCAAGAAGUUCUGCCAGCUUCUGGCCCAGUCUUCAGAUGGUGUGUUGGAUCUGAACCAGGCCGCCGACGCGCUCAACGUCCAGAAGAGACGCCUGUAUGACAUCACCAACGUGCUGGAGGGCGUGCGGCUCAUCAAGAAGAAAUCGAAGAACAACAUUCAGUGGCUGGGCUCGACUCUACCCUCAGAAUCAGGGCCGCUGUGUCCACUUGGCCCUCUGCAGACUCUGAGCAGAGAGAUGCUGGCCCUGCGAGACGAGGAGAGACGACUGGACGAGCUCAUUCAGGCCUGCACUAACAACGUGCAGCAGAUGACUGAGGAGAUGCACAACCAGAAAUAUGCCUACGUCACGUACCAGGACAUCCGGAGAAUCAAAAGCCUGCAGGAUCAAACUGUAAUUGCCGUUAAAGCACCAUCAGAAACUAAACUGGAGGUUCCUGACCCAAAGGAGAGUUUACAGGUGCAUCUGAGUAGCUCUAAAGGCCCCAUCGAUGUGUUCUUGUGCACGGACACCAGCAAUUCCAGCAGUCCCCUGCGGAACGGUGUGGACGUGAAUGGAAAUGACACUGCCUUCCUCCGAAUGUCCAGAGAAGACACCAAAGACACAGAAAUGGCCGAAUCUCACCAGUCAAACGGCAGCGUGAUGCAGACGGGCACGGCACCCUUGUCUCCAUUCAGUUCGACUCUGUCCUCCAUCCUGGGGCCGUUUGUGACGCUUACGCCUACACUGCUGGGAGACGAAUACCCCCUGGGCAUGGACGAGGAGCAGGGCAUCAGCGACCUGUUUGACUCCUGCGACCUGGACAUGCUGCCUCUGGACGAGCUGCUCAUGGUGUGAGCCUGCAGGUGAACACCGGAUGGUUUACAUGUCACUCCACUCUUUUUUUUUUCUUUCUUUUUUUUUAAAUGGGGGGGGGGGGGGGGGGGGGGUAAUGGACUUGCGUGAUGAGAUGCGCUGGUUGAGUCUGGAUCAGUUGGACUUUUGGAUCGACCAUCACGAUUGGUAGUUUUGAUACCUUUUUGUUUUUGAUUUGCUUUUCAUUCUGUAAACCCAGCGGGAAUGUUUGUCUUUUUAAACCCAGUGGGAAUGUUUGUCUUUUUAAACCCAGAGGGAAUGUUUGCAUUGCGUAGUGGCUGUUGAAAGCUUCUUGGAUUCGAUGUCCGCAGUUGAGCCACAAAAGCUAAAACCUGGUAACCAGGUAGUUUUAUUUCGCGUCGCAGACUCGGUUUGCUUCGGCAGAUUUGUCUGGCACUUACAGACAAAACGGAUUCCGCAUAACUAUACUAGAUCAAAACUGCACAGCGAAGAACUUUUUAUUUCAGACCUUGAUUUCUUCAGAGGUAAGAUGUUACACACACAUAUCCACAGUUUCUCCUUAUCCUGAAAACAAAGCUUGGAAGAAAGUAGCCGCGAUCAUUGUUGUCUUUGGUGAGUGUACGUAGCUAAUACUAAACUAGCACACAUAUACAUCGAUCAGCCGUAACAUUAAAACCACUUGCCUAAUAUUGUGUAGCUCUGAACAGCUCUGACUGAUUGAGGCAUGGACUACUCAAAACCUCUGAAGCUGUGCUGUGGAAUCUGGCACCAAGACAUUAGCAGCAGAUCCUUUAAAUCCUGUACUGUAAGUUGCGAUGUUGGGCCUCCAUAGAUCGGACUUUUUUGUCCAGCACAUCUCACAGAUGCUUGAUCAGAUUGAGAUCUGGGGAAUUUGGAGGCCGAGUCAACACCUUGAACCUUGUCAUGUUUCUCAAACCGUUCCUGAACAAUUUUUGCCGUGUAGCAGGGCGCAUUAUCCUGCUGAAAGACCCCACUGCCAUUAGGGAAUACCGUUGCCAUGAAGGCGUGUACUUGGUCUACAAUAAAUUAUUUAGUCAGGUAGUACGUGUCAAAGUAACAUCCUCAUAAGUGCUAGGGCCCAAGGUUUCCCAGCAGAACAUUGCCCAGAGCAUCACACUCCCUCCACCAGCUUAUCGUCUUCUCAUAGUGCGUCCUGGUGCCAUGUCUUCCCCAGGUAAGCCAUGCACACGGCCAUCCACACUAUGUAGAAGAAAACGUGAUUCAUCAGACCAGGCCACCUUCUUCUCUCGCUCCGUAGUCCAAUUCUGAUGCUCAAUGCCCAUUGUAGGUGCUUUCAGCAGUGGACAGGGUUCAGCAUGGGCACUUUGACCGGUCUGUGACUCCGCAGCCCCAACUGCAGCAAGCUGUGUAUUCCGACACCUUUUUAUCAUAGCCAGCAUUAACUUUUACAGCAAUUCGUGCUUAAAGUAGCUCUUCUGUGGGAUCGGACCAGACGGGCUAGCCUUCCCUCCCUAAAUGUAUAAAUGUGUCUUGUCCGCCCAUCACCCUUCCUAGGACCCCGAUUGUCAGGUACUAACCACUGCAUACUGGGAACACCACACAAGACCUACUGUUUGCGUUUACAGGUCUAACCAUCACAAUAUGGCCCUUGUCAGAGUCGCUCAGAUCCUUACUUGCUGUCUAAUAUAUCCCACCCCUUGACAGGGUCCAUAAUGAAAUAAUCAAUGUUAUUCACUUCACCUGUCUGUGGUUUUAAUGUUCUGGCUGAUCGGUGUAAAUCAAGCACUUUGCAUACUGAGUAGUGCAUUAUUUUGGGCUAAAUACUAGCUAUAUAUAGCUACUCUCGUUUCUCAUCAGAACUAAAAACACAAACGACAAAUUCCGAGCGAAUUGUCACUUGCUAGUGCGAAUGCAUCAGUUUUAUUUGACUUACAAGCGUUUCCUUUUAAUUAACGUAUUGUAAAUCACCUUGCAAACCAGAACAGACAUGUAAGCUCUUUACUCGAGUUUGGCAGCGUGCUGAGCUUUCUUUUUUUCUUUUUUUCCUUGUUUAAAAGCUAAUCACUUUUUAAAAAGCCUAUGAACUAUUGUUAUUUUUCAUGAAGUGCACCUGCUCCUCUUGUACGUUGCUUUAGUUCAUGGUCCUUAUUCUGGACAUGAAUUGUGCCUUGUCGGAAGAGGCUGAUCUUCCUGCACGGAUCUAUAUACUCAAUUUGAGUAUCACGGACAAAUUGCUAACGUCUUCCGGUCAUUUCGCCUAGCAGAAUCGCUAUGCAGACGUCAAUAUGCCGUGCAGAUCACAUCGACUACCACAGCACUGAUUCUCUCAGGGCCGUUAUCGGUUUUCUCAUAUUCCUAUUAGUGCUAAAUGGCAUACAUUUCUGAAUUAUAGCCCUUUAGGAUCUUUAAAUCUUUAAAUUGGCCAUCACACGAUGAUGUCAGUUCGAGUUAUUACUCAGCUAUAGACCCUGUACCUCAUAUUAUUAUGGAUUAUGCAAAUCCACGACAUUUACAAUAAAUGUUGUACUGAAGUUUCAGUAAUGGUGUGAGGUAAAGGGCAUUGAGGAAUAGAUGAGCUUCGUUCAGGGAAAUCAUGUAUCUUUAUAAAACCAUUAACUGUCCAAAAGUGGUUUUUUUUUUUUUUUUUUAAAUUGGUGAACAAAUUGACCAGUCUUUUCACAUUAACAUUUCAAACCAUGAGAUAAGUAAGGUGUGGAGAAAUCAUAAAUUUAUUCUCUAGCCCACUUAGAAAGUGGAAGUUCCAGUAUGACCGUUUUCGUCACCCGUAAACCCUAACUAACUAGGCUAAGUGGUAGGCUAACUAGUAGCUAAUGCAAAAUUAUAACAUAUUGCAAGCUAGCUAGUUAAGUGCAUUAAUACAGACUAAAGGAAACGGGGGAGAAAAAAAAGUGUACGAAUUCCUGGCGAAGGGACAAUUGUGCAGCCAUAUCUUUAUCGUCUCCUGAUAAACAUCGUAAUAUGUUAGCAUGUUUGUGCUAAAAAAAAAAAAAAAAAAAAGGGUAGCUAUGAGCUGCGUGUGAUUUGUACACAUAGAUUAAUCUGCCUAGUAAAAUCCUACCUAUCAUAAAUCAGACUCUGGACUGUGUUGAAGGAUACACACGAAACGGAAAUUUGUUUUGUCAAAGUUAACACGGAGAAGUGUCUUUUUUUUUUUUUAAAUGAAUAAAAAAAAAUGUAUCUACGACUGGGGGAAAAAUCCCCCAAACUAAAUAGCAUAGAUACGAAAUCUGUUGCAUAGUAACAAGGUACACGUUACAUAUUGUACGCUGCACUUAUUGCGUAACUCCCAAAUAGUACGAAAAAUUCAUGUCAACACGUGACUCGUUCGCCACUCGAGAAAAUUACUUAGUCACUUUAUUUUAAGGUGUUGGGGUAAGUUCCUACACCUGUACUCCAGUACGUGGUUCUUAAUCGAGCCACAUACGUUAUAUAUACACAGGUCCUUUCCCUGAAUAGAUGCCUGAGCUUCACAUGUUGGUGCUGAGCUUUGCAAAGUCAUCAGGAUUAGAAAGGUUGCUUACGCUCAAGCUGAACCCGUCCUAGUUCUAACAACAACCUGUAACCCCUUAGACCCCGCCCGCCUCACCCCCCAGCCAAAUGUACAGCUUGUAAUGAGCGUAAAUUGAUGAUUUUAACGUUCUCGAGAGUUCUGGAGAGCAUUAGGAAAUGCGAGGAGCCUUAUUUACAGGGAUGUUUCGCUCCUUAUCAUUCUUUACACGAAGACCUCAAUAGAAAAUACCGUUCUUUACGUUUCCACGAUGUCUGUAUUACAUUUUUGUGUGGAUUUUGUGUAAUUCGUUGUUUCAGGUCCACUUCAGUUCAGUUUUCCUUCAAGUGCUUCUUAAGGUUAAGAAAGUAGCUUUGACUAUUUGACGAUCUGGUUAUAUCUUGUUUUUAAAAAAAUAAAAAAAUAAAUAAAAACAGAGUUCCUUCAGGGUCCUCCGGAUGAUUUUGGGUUCACUGUAGAAAGUGUAGAAGCGCUAAUGGCUCACUCAGAAGCACAAACCAAGAGUCUUCGAUUUACACUUCACGUGAUCUGUCUAGAAAUAAAAGGUUUUUCCCUUCCAAAUGAACGUAUUUUAAGGUUACUCAUGGAUUUUUCAGGUGCUUAAUGUAAAAUAUCCCAUUACCAAAAUGUAACACUGACCAAAGUGAAGUUCCUCUUCCUGAAUUUCUGAAACUGAGCUCAUCCCCCCCCCCCCCCCCCCCCCCCCCCCCCCGCCCCCCUUAGUUGAGAUCUUUGUGCCAGUUUCAUUACUGAUUAAACAUGAAGGAAACGUUUGACACCUUUUCACCACGUUUAAAUGACUAAAACGAUGAUUGUUCGCGGUUCAGUUUUGAUGUAUGUAUGUGUUUGUGUGUGUGUGAGCACGCGGUCACUUGUGCUGUGGUGGAUCACAUGUAGUAACCACAUCCACCUUCAUAAAAAGAGGGGAAAAUAUUCUGGAUGUCUUGCAUUUGACUGGCACUGGCAGAUGAUUUCCCUGCACUUUACAAUCCAAAAUAUGAUGUAAAAUAAAUGACUGUGGAAGUGUGUCUGUGGGUCUGAAAAUGUGUACAAAUGCUAUAAUGUGUCUGGUUGGGUCGUCCCCCGCUCUCCUCCUUAAAGUCUGGAGUGUUUUCAAUAAGCUUUUAUAACUCAAGGGCAACAUCCAGAUGAUUCAGGGUCAGAUUCAAAUUCUCUCCAGCUCCACCGUUGCUCUGGGGUUUUUUUUUUUUUCCCUUCCCCCCUGCCAUUUUUCAAAUGUAGUUUUAUAUUUGUGGCAUGGCUGUAUGUAUGUGUAUGUGUGUACAUUGUUGCAAACUGUUUUUAAUAAAAUUUUGAAUGCAAA
Messenger RNA from Ictalurus punctatus (channel catfish), 6269 nucleotides. RefSeq names its product E2F transcription factor 3 (gene e2f3). The transcript has 7 exons. Gene Ontology annotation, cellular component: RNA polymerase II transcription regulator complex. Gene Ontology annotation, biological process: regulation of transcription by RNA polymerase II. Lineage: Eukaryota; Metazoa; Chordata; Actinopteri; Siluriformes; Ictaluridae. Bases 214 to 1455 code for a protein of 413 amino acids. Gene Ontology annotation, molecular function: DNA-binding transcription factor activity, RNA polymerase II-specific; RNA polymerase II cis-regulatory region sequence-specific DNA binding; protein dimerization activity. The record is from RefSeq and is a predicted model, not a curated record.